Molecule: messenger RNA, 582 nt
Organism: Cooperia oncophora
Lineage: Eukaryota; Metazoa; Nematoda; Chromadorea; Rhabditida; Trichostrongylidae
Source: the annotation of a GenBank genome assembly
AUGCAGGAGAUGCGCUCGUGGUUGGCUGUGGUGACUAUUCUAUGUUUCGACUCUCCUGGAGUAACCGAAAGCGACAAGCAAGACUCAUCAGAAAGUCCGGGAUACAAACUCGCAUCAGAAAUGCUCAGAGACACAGAAGUCAUCAACUUUCUCGGUGAUGGCGUGGUUGAUCCAUGCGUGGAUUUUUUCGAGUUCACUUGUGGCAACUGGAUCGCCGCUCAUCCGAUUCCUAGCGACGAAUCUUAUCGCACACAAGCACACGUACUAUCGGAUAAGGUCCGAAAGCAGAUGAGAGGUAAAAGUUAUGGUGUGUGGCCGAUGGUGGAUGGAGACGAUAAAUGGCGACUGGAAAUUUUGAAUUUAACGUCCUUGAUGAUUGAUGUUAGUAAAGUGAGAGGAGUUAGCGUCUUUAUCGCUUACGAAGUUUCGAAAGACUGGAAGAACGCAUCAAGAAGGAUCAUCCAGGUAAAAACAGUGAGCAACUUACUAAUUACGUUAUUAUGGCGCAAAGGAAUUCGUAUGGAGGAUUUAUUGAAGUUCGAGGAUAAAAACUUGCGUGCGAAUUGCCAUAAACAAAUCUAA